AUGGCAGCUUCAGUUCCACCAGGAGGUCAGCGUAUCUUACAAAAGAGAAGACAGGCACAAUCCAUUAAGGAGAAGCAAGCAAAGCAAACCCCCACUUCCACCAGACAGGCCGGUUACGGUGGGUCUUCAAGCUCAAUAUUGAAAUUAUAUACGGAUGAAGCCAAUGGAUUCAGGGUCGACUCUCUUGUCGUGUUGUUUCUAUCCGUCGGUUUCAUUUUCUCUGUCAUUGCUUUGCAUCUAUUGACGAAAUUUACACACAUUAUAUAA
Messenger RNA from Saccharomyces paradoxus, 267 nucleotides. It is a transcript of the gene SBH2, whose product is annotated as Arf family guanine nucleotide exchange factor SBH2. The transcript has a single exon. The coding region runs from base 1 to 267 and encodes 88 amino acids. Lineage: Eukaryota; Fungi; Ascomycota; Saccharomycetes; Saccharomycetales; Saccharomycetaceae. Gene Ontology annotation, biological process: intracellular protein transport. The record is from RefSeq and is a predicted model, not a curated record. Gene Ontology annotation, cellular component: Sec61 translocon complex.